GUCAAAAUUUCAAAACAAAAAUGAAGUUUAAAUGAUUAAUUCAUACAUUUUGUAAAUAUUUUUAUUUAUUUAACAAUGGCAGCUACAGCUGGUGAAAUUGAAGAUUUUAUGGAUGGGCCUCUAGUUACAUGGCUGGCAUCAUGUUUAGAGCGCCCAGAACGUAUAUCAAAUUAUUCAAGUUUAUUUGAUGGAAUAUUAAUUAAUGAAGUAUUAAUACAAAUUGAUCCUGAACCUGUUUACCCAGUUACAGUAAUACAUCCAAAUCAGUCUACUUCAGCAUCGACGAUACUACGUAUAAAAAACUUUGAUAGUAUUAUUAAAAAUAUUAAAGCUUUAUAUGAGGAUGAAUUGUGUCAAACAAUUAUUCAGUUACCGGACGCAGCUGUGUUGGGCGCUGAUCCUCGUUCAUCAAAUGGAUUGGAAAAUUUUAAGCUGUUGGUAUUGUUAUUACUAGGAUGUGCUGUUCAAUGUCCAAACAAAGAAAUAUUUAUAACUCGAAUAAAAGAGUUAUCGCUCCAUGUACAACACGAUAUCGUUGAAUGCAUCAAAAAGGUAACUGACGACCAAACGAUUGUUUUAACAUCAGAAAUUACUCAACAAAGUUCAGAAAAUUUGUUGAAUAAUAUACGUGUAUUAAUUAAACAACGAGAUGCUACUUUAGAACAUUGGGUAUCAGCACAAUUAAAUUUAUUACAAACGCAACAACAAACUGUUACACCUGAUGGAAGAUCGGUUGAAAUGUCACCAACGAGUAGUAUCAUUAGUCGUAAAUCGUCGAGCAUACCUCAUGGUAAUAAUGGCGUUGAAAGUAAUCACUUAGCUGUGGAGUUAGCUGAUUGGAAAGCUCGAUUAAGAAAAUUACGACAAGAACUGGAAGAAAAAACAGAAGCUCUCACAGAAUGCAGAGAAGAAUUGGAUUAUAGUAAUACUGUCAUUAGUAAAUUACGAGUUGAGAAUAGUGAAAUUAUGGCGGAAGCACGACGUGCCAAAGCAUAUCGCGAUGAAUUAGAUGCUUUACGCGAACAUGCCGAACGGGCAGAUCGGUUAGAAGCAGAGGCACAAAGAUAUCGAGAACGAUUAGGUGAUAUCGAAUUUUAUAAACAACGAAUUGAGGAACUUCGUGAAGAUAAUAAAGUAUUAUUAGAUACACGUGAAAUGUUAGAAUCUCAACUAGCUCGUGCUCGACAAAGAUCUGAGAAUGCACCACGUUUAGAAUCAGAAUUACUAGCACGAGAUCAAACAAUAAAUGAAUUAAUUUUAGAACGUGAUGCAGCGCGUGACAAAGUUCAGGAGUUAAUCGAUGAAAAUACAAAAUUGCAAUUAGUUACACGUGAAAUAUCAACAACAAAUGUUAGUAUUACAAAUAACAGUGAUUCAGAAAGUGAACAAACAAACUCAGAAGAUACAAGUUUAUCAGAACAAUUAAGUAAUAAUGCCCAAGCUCGGGCAUUAAAAUUAGAACUAGAAAAUCGUAAACUGCAAACAUUAAUUGAAACUUUAAAAGAAUCAUCAAUGGUUGAAUCGUCGGGGAAAAUAUUAGAAUUAGAAAAAGAGAAGAAAAAAUUGGUAAUAAAAUGUGAUCAACUGUCGGAAAAUUGUACUCGAGUUUUAAAACAAAAUUCUGAGUUAGAAAGUGCAUUUAAAAGUGCCUUAGAUGAGAAUUCUAAAAUACAAGAGAGUUUAGAUUCGUGUCGUUCAUCAAUUGAUCGACAAAGUAAUGAAAUACAAAGUGAACGUUUAAAAUGUCAAGAAUUAGAAAGAAAUGUGGAUGCAGUUAAUAAAGAAAAAUUGGUUUUACAAUCGUUAUGUGAUACAAUUAAAAGUCGAGCGGAUGAUUUAGAAACGCAAUUAAAUGAGAGUUUGAAAAAAGUAGAGAGUUUGAAUGAAUCUGCCGAAAAAAGUCAUCAAUUUGAACAACUUUCUACUGAACGUGGUGAGAAAAUACAAGUUUUGGAAAAAGAACUAACAUCUUUACAAAAAGAAGUUGCUAAGUUAAAAGUUUCUGAAGAGGAAAAAAAUGUUGCAUUAGAUCAACAAUCAGCAAUGAACGAUCAACAUUUAAAAGAAAUCGAACAAUUAAACAAAGAACUUGAAACAGCCUACACACAAAUACAAACUCAAACAAUCAAAAUAAAUGAUUUAGAUCAAAAGGUCCAUGAAUUAACAUCACAAGCAGCUGUAUCCACUGAAACAAUUUCAACAUUACAAAAAGAUUUAUUUGUUGCAAAUUUAUGUGCUGAAAAGUUAAGAUCUGUAUAUGACAAGUUAGGUUUAAAUUCAUCUGAUAUAUCUGAAACGGAACAUUCAUUAGAAAAUGUUGUACAAAAAAUAUGUGGUAAUAAUGAAGUUGUACAAAUUGUUAAGGAUGUAUUAAAGAAAGAUAAAGGUCUGAUAGAUAAUGAAGAAGUGAAUAAGCAAACUGAACAAGUUGUUUCAUCUGUUAGUGCUGAAUGGAAACAAAAAUGUGAACAAUUAUAUAAUGAAAUUGAGAGUUUACAAAAGCAAAAUGCUCGGCUUCAAGUUGAUAUUUCAACAGUAACAUCACAAGUAAAUUCAUUAACUGCACAAUAUACUGCGUUACAACUUGCUAAUAGCCAACUUGUGGCGGAGAAAGAAGAGAUUUUGAAACAACAAGAAGCAAACACUGCACAACAUGAAACAUUACUUCGAGAUCAAGUAACUUUACGAUUAUUGCAUGAAACAUUAAACAAUGAAUACGAGGAGCAAUUGCGUGAACGUGAAACACUUAAAACAUCGCUUCGUGAUAUCAAAUCUGAAUUACGCGAUUCUCGUGAGCAAUGCAAUCAUUUCGAGAAGAAAAUAAAAUUAUUAGAACAAGAAAAAGAAUCAUUAAAAACAGAGUCGAAGAGCUUAGGAAAUUUACGAGCAGAACAUUCAAAAUUAAAAGACGAUUUUCGUAAUUUAUAUACGGCAAGUGAGAGAUUGAAAAAUGAUUAUCGUGCGUUACAAGAGAAUAGUAGAACAGCGCGAGCUGAAGCUGGGCGAUUGCACUUGGAAAAUACAUCGUUACGCGGGGAACAUGCGUCAGCACAGUUAGAGGCUAAUAAACUACGUCAACGAUGUGAGAUGUUAUUAACUAUGACAGUGCAAUUAGAUGGCGAUAGACGAGCAUUAAUGGGACAUGCAGCGCAAUUAUUAGGACAAUAUCAUACAUUAUUAAAACAUGCAUUAGACGGUGAAAGAUCUCAUCAUGCUGAACAAAGAGCGUUAGCUGAUAGAUUACAUGCUCUAUGUAGACAAAAAGAUCGUCUUGAAGAUAAAAUUAUGGAGCACUAUCGAAAGUUGGAUAGUUGUACAAGUGCAAAAAAAAAAGGCUUUGGUGCCAGUUUAGUUAGAAGAGUUAGAAAAGCGGGCUCAGAUUUCAUCAAUAAAGUACCUGGGAAUCGAAGAUCAUGGCAAGAUGAUUCACGUUUAAGUCAAUCAGAAUUUAUGUUAUCACAUACCGGUUCCGGUGAAUCUGGAAAUAAUGAUUCUGAUAAUAGUAUGGACGAUUCACGUGAUUCAAAUUUACAAAGACUUGACAAUCAAGAUAGUUUUACUGACAAACAGCUUAUGUCUCAAUCACAUGGUUCAAGUACUACAAUGGAAGGAGCGGUGAAUCGUAGAAUUCGGAAGGAUGGUAGUACUAUAACACGACGUUCAAGUUUAGGUAGUACUACUGGAAGUGUUUUAAGUUUAGGAUCGGCGGGUACGAGACGUACAGUGUACUUAACAGAGCAUGAGAGUGAAGAACCUAGUACUAUUUUACAAGAUAAUUCCGCAAUUGCAUCGAAAUCAUCAAAUAAUCCAUCAAAUGAAAAUCCUGGAACAAUGUUAGUUUACAAUAAAAUUACAACAGUUUUAGGUGGAAACGGAAUACCAGAUUCUAAAUUAUCAGAUCAACGUGAUUUGGUUGCUUUAAAUCCACAUUUAUUACCUGGUACAGCGGAUUCACAGGAUAAUAUUAAAUGCUUAGAAAAAUUAAACGAAGAACAACCGCCUUCAUCCACAAAUAAAAGUAAAGAAGACGCAAUUUGGUACGAAUAUGGUUGUGUGUAAAUAAUACGGCAGUAUAAAAUACAAAAACAUUUGAGCACAAUUGUUUAUAGAUGUCAAUCCGACCAAUAAAA
Chrysoperla carnea is the source of this 4130-nucleotide messenger RNA. It is a transcript of the gene Girdin, whose product is annotated as girdin. The transcript has 13 exons. Gene Ontology annotation, cellular component: cytoplasm; centrosome. Gene Ontology annotation, biological process: cytoplasmic microtubule organization; cytoskeleton-dependent intracellular transport. Gene Ontology annotation, molecular function: microtubule binding; dynein light intermediate chain binding. Lineage: Eukaryota; Metazoa; Arthropoda; Insecta; Neuroptera; Chrysopidae. The record is from RefSeq and is a predicted model, not a curated record. Bases 76 to 4059 code for a protein of 1327 amino acids.